This is a messenger RNA of Tyto alba (common barn owl), 2472 nucleotides long. It is a transcript of the gene DHFR, whose product is annotated as dihydrofolate reductase. Lineage: Eukaryota; Metazoa; Chordata; Aves; Strigiformes; Tytonidae. Gene Ontology annotation, molecular function: NADP binding; dihydrofolate reductase activity. The transcript is spliced from 6 exons. Gene Ontology annotation, cellular component: mitochondrion. The record is from RefSeq and is a predicted model, not a curated record. Gene Ontology annotation, biological process: folic acid metabolic process; dihydrofolate metabolic process; tetrahydrofolate biosynthetic process. Bases 106 to 687 code for a protein of 193 amino acids.
AGCCCCGUGGCUGCCGCCGCCGCCGCCCUCUCGCGCCGCCCCGCCCCGCUGCUGCGCGCUCGCUCCUUCCGAAGGCCGGUGCGGCGGGAGGCGGCGGCGGGCGGCAUGGUACGCUCGCUCAACUCCAUCGUGGCCGUGUGCCAGAACAUGGGCAUCGGGAAGGACGGCAACUUGCCCUGGCCGCCGCUGAGGUACCGCAGGAAUGAGUACAAGUACUUCCAGAGAAUGACUAGCACAUCCCAUGUGGAAGGUAAACAGAAUGCACUGAUAAUGGGUAAAAAAACCUGGUUCUCCAUUCCUGAGAAGAAUCGUCCUCUAAAAGACAGAAUUAAUAUAGUGCUCAGCAGGGAGCUCAAGGAAACCCCACAAGGAGCGCAUUAUCUUUCCAGAAGUCUGGAUGAUGCUUUAGCUCUUUUGGAUUCACCAGAGUUAAAAAGUAAAGUAGACAUGGUUUGGAUCGUUGGAGGUACAUCUGUUUACAAGGCAGCAAUGGAGAAGCCAAUGAAUCAUCGAUUGUUUGUGACAAGAAUUUUGCAGGAAUUUGAAAGUGACACAUUUUUUCCAGAAAUUGACUACAAAGACUACAAACUACUCACAGAGUACCCAGGUGUCCCUGCUGAUAUCCAAGAAGAGAAUGGCAUCCGGUACAAAUUUGAAGUGUAUGAAAAAGAUGUCUUGGCACAAUAAAUGAGGAUUUCUAUACUUCUAUAGGGUCAGGCAUUUUGAAUCAUGAAGUCUUACUGACUGCAAAUAUAUAUUGAAUUAUUGUGAGAAAAUCCUGCUUGAUAGCACAAUCCCUCAGUAGUAAAUGAUUCCAAAAAACACACCCACACUCUGAAUAUACACCUUGCAGUUGAAAUAGGGUGAUCAGCAGCAUGAAAGAGGUAACUCAGCAAUAUUGCAGCUGAGGUUGAAUGAAAUCUUGCAUUGAUCUUUACAAUACAUGGCAGCACCCCUAACAAUUCCACAAGUAAUUAAAGGUGUCAGAACCCUUCUACCUAAACAAAGGUUUUGGGUAUCUCCUGAUUCAAAACAUCCAACACCAAGAAAGCAUUAAAACUCCUGAGUUUGUCUGCAGUGGUAUACGUUUAUAACAAUCUUUAAAACAUGCUGGUGUAGAGGAAAAUGUAAGGAAGCAUAACAAGAGAAAUGGAGACUGGAAGUCUCAGGCAGCUGUUGAGGGAUACACUGAUCCUUCAUGGAAGUCCUCUCUUGUCAUCUUAACUGUCCUGGUACACAGCCUACUUCAAGCCUUUUGACUGAAAGCACUGACUUACAAAUUAAUCUGAUAAAAAAGUUUUAACAUUUCCAUUAACUUCACACCCCUGUAAAGGCUUGCUGCUGUUAUAAACGGUUGCUGUGUCAGUUUGACCGUGGCCACUUUGCAGUGUAAGAACAUAAACAUUGCUUUCUUAACAGAAUUUUUGUUCUUACGUCCCUUCUAAAUGUUACCAGUGCAGAUGCAGAGUGUUGAUUUGUUGGUGUGAUUUUGAAUAUUCUAUGUCGCACACAAAUACAGAUUAUAAGCAGAUAGUGGGGUUCAGUUUCCUCUUUCAUUAAACAUAGCCAGUAUAAUAAUGUUUUACAUUGCUCUUCCCUAAAGAUAGUGAGCAAUUCACUGGUUCUGUAAUAACACUGUGAUUCUAAUAGCAUACAGUGCCAUGUGUUGAUUAAAGUUUGUUACUGCCAAUAUUAUCACAACAUGAUCAGUCAUACUAGCCUGCUGCUAUGUUCUGGUGGUGGGCAGCUUGUCAGGUGGCAGAGGACUCCAUAUAUGAAGUGGCGUGGAGAGGAGCUGGGACACACCAUGCCCAAUGCCCAUUUACACUUCCUUGUGCUGCAGCUGCCACCCUUAGAGUGAUGGCCUGCAAGGAGGGAGCCCUGCCUCCCUUUCAUUGCAGAUCAGUCUGAGACUAGGAUAGUGAAAAUAAAGACUAAAUAAGUAAAUUAACCCUCAAAACUCUGCUGACUCUUUUCCCAAAGCGUUUUGAAAGCAUCAUCUUGUGAAGCAGUAUUGUGGUAGAUUCAAGUGCUAAUGCUCGUCCUUUAAUGUCCCACUGAGGCCCAGUUCUAACAUCAGGGAAGGCAGCCCUGGCCAUCGGCAGGCUUUAGACAAAUUAUAACUGUACAGAGGAGCAUAACAGUGCCCAGUUUUCUGCAAGGAGAUUAAAUGAUGACUUUGCUUGCUUUUGAAAAACCAAGCCUCUUUGAUAUAAGAAGAAAACACUUGGAGUAUCAGCUAUGAAUACCUCUCGAAUUUUCCAUGGCAAUUCACACCAUUUAACUGAUAAAAAAGAUAAUUCUUGGAGCAUCUGUUCUGGGUUGUCUCAGUUUUCUCUGUGCUCCUCUCCUUUUGAAUUCUUAAAAAUACAAGUACUUUCUUGUGUUGAUCUUCUUGGCCCAUGUGUACUGACUUUACAUCAGUUGAAAAAGAUUAAAACAACAAAGUUCAAUGCCUGCAUAAUACAGCAA